Molecule: messenger RNA, 1307 nt
Organism: Plectropomus leopardus (leopard coralgrouper)
Lineage: Eukaryota; Metazoa; Chordata; Actinopteri; Perciformes; Serranidae
Gene: ppp1r42
Product: protein phosphatase 1, regulatory subunit 42
Molecular function (GO): protein binding
Source: RefSeq, a predicted model, not a curated record
AAACAACCUAACUCGCGGUUCACCUUACAGCUAAAACUUCUAAAAACAAUUUAACCAGCUCGCAUUUUAAACAUUUCUGAAGACCUCAAGAGUCGCUGCUGUGGGCUGAAUGCUUGGCUGAAGCUGAAAAGGAUCCUCUCUACAGCAGUGCCUGUGAUGAGCCACCAUGGUACGCCUGACCAUAGAUUUGAUCGCUAAAUCUAGAAACCACUUUAAGAAGAAAAGGGGCCUCUCCUUCCCAGACUACCUGAAGACACUCACCCACCUCCACUUUUUCAGCAAGAAUAUCGAAGAUAUUGGGGAUCUUUCCAUGUGCAGAAAUCUCACUGUUCUUUACCUGUAUGAUAAUCAGAUCACACACAUUUGCAACCUUGGCUUCGCCUCCAACCUCACUCAUCUGUAUAUGCAGAACAACGACAUCACUCAUAUAGAGAAUCUCUCCAAUCUUCAGAGGCUCUCCAAACUGUAUCUGGGUGGAAACAGGAUUGCAGUGGUGGAGGGCUUAGAGACACUCCGUGAGCUCAAGGAGCUUCAUGUGGAGAGUCAGAGGCUGGCACCAGGGGAAAAGUUGCUCCUUGACCCCAUGACUCUCCGCUCACUCGCUGAUUCUCUUUGUGUCCUGAAUAUUAAUAACAACAACAUCGAUGAUAUCAGGGACCUGACAGUGCUGAAGGAGCUUCAGCAUUUUUAUGCUGCUGACAAUCAACUGCACAAUAUGGAGGAGCUAGAGGACGUGUUCAGCCACUGGCCUCAGCUGCUUCACAUGGAUUUGGGUGGAAAUCCUGUGUGUAAAAAGAAAAAGUACAGAGACCGCCUGAUAACGGUGUGCAAAAGCCUCGAGGUUCUCGAUGGCAGGGAAAUUAAUGAGUUAACUAGACAGUUCCUUAUUAACUGGAAAGCAUCCAAAGAGGCCAAGAAGAAAAAAACCAACAAACAUUUGAUGAGCGGACCGUCGCUCUCCUAUCCCUUAACAAAUGACUUUAACAUGGGUCAGACUCCACGUCCCGGUCACUUCAACAGCCACGCUAACGUGCAGAGGUGGAAGCCGCCGCUGCAGUCUCUCAGGGCAAAAAAAUUAAAGAAACCUAUGAGCAGACUUCUCAAUCAUGUGGCUGUCACAUCGCCCAUCUGCAGUCAUGUGGAUGCUUAAGACAAACCUGCCAGUCCAAAAAAUCUCCACCUCCCUCUGUACACAUGUAGAGCUAACCCAAAGCACCUUGUUCAUCAUUGCAGCUGAUCUUUAUUUUUGUAUAUUUAGGAGGACAGAAAACAGUCACUGUCACCUGCUUAUUAUAAUAUCCACAGCU